Lytechinus variegatus (green sea urchin) is the source of this 2337-nucleotide messenger RNA. It is a transcript of the gene hsd17b8, whose product is annotated as estradiol 17-beta-dehydrogenase 8-like. The transcript is spliced from 7 exons. Lineage: Eukaryota; Metazoa; Echinodermata; Echinoidea; Temnopleuroida; Toxopneustidae. The record is from RefSeq and is a predicted model, not a curated record. Gene Ontology annotation, molecular function: oxidoreductase activity, acting on the CH-OH group of donors, NAD or NADP as acceptor. Bases 91 to 852 code for a protein of 253 amino acids.
GACACUAGUGGAAGCCGGAAUUCUGGGCCGGGAUUCAUCAUUGAGAUUUGAGGACUGCCACAAUUACUGCAUCACUGAUCUGACAGUAAAAUGGCAGCAAGCAAUCUAUUGGCUGGUAGAGUUGCUAUAAUAACUGGUGGAGGAAGUGGAAUAGGCCGUGCAACCUGCCAGCUUUUUGCCAAGAAUGGAGCAAGCGUAGCUGUAGUUGAUCGGACACAGAGCAGCUUGGAUGAAACUAUUGCAAGCCUGCCAUCGGACAUAGAUAAUCAGAGUCAUGAAUCUUUUGUGGCGGAUGUCAGUGAUGGGGGUGCAGUACGGGAUCUUGUUGCCGGGAUAGCGGACGCCUUCAAGAAGCCUGCCACCAUUUUGGUGAACUCUGCAGGAAUCACGCGAGAUCAGUUGAUGCUGAAAAUGAAGGAAGAGGAUUUCGACGAGGUUAUCAAAGUUAACCUGAAGGGCACCUUUCUGAUGUGCCAGGCAGUUAGCCAGGCUAUGGUGAAGAGUAAAGUUACAGGAGGAAGUUUCAUCAAUAUCAGCAGUGUUGUAGCAACGAUGGGUAAUAUUGGCCAAGCCAACUAUUCCGCAUCGAAAGCUGGCGUUAUAGGAAUGACCAAAACCAUGGCCCAAGAACUGAGCAGAUUUGAAAUCCGAUGCAAUAGUGUUUUACCUGGUUUCAUUACAACACCAAUGACUGACAAGGUUCCAGAGAAAGUCAUUAAAAUGAUGUUACCCAUGAUCCCUCUUGGUACCCUUGGUGAACCCAAUGAUAUUGCAGAGACCUGUCUCUUCCUGGCCUCAAACAAGAGCAAGUACAUCACUGGGGCUAGCAUCGAUGUCACUGGAGGGUUAUGAGAUGGAGAUUUCGAACUAUAGGUAAUCAAGGAGCAGAGGUUCAAAUGGAUCAAGACAUCUUGGUACAUCUACCUGGGAACUGCUUUUAAGGGAUUGCUGUAACAAUUUCAAGACAUCUGAUGAUUCUAGUCACCUGAUGGAUCAAGAUACAUGUAAUAGCUAAUGUCUGAAAAUGAGCUAAUGAUAUUGAUGAUGGUGGUGUAUGGGAUGAAUUUACUGAUGCUGCGGAUGUUGAACAUGCCAGUGAGAAAGAUUGACAUGUGUAUGGAGACCAAAUAUGCCCUACACACUACAGAAGGUGUUUAAAAUUUGGCAAAAUAUUAUGAGAAAGAUAUUUUAUAUUGUACAAAAGUUUAAGAAUACAUUUAAGUGACCUUUUUCUUUGGUGUUUUAGAUGAAAUUUUUUAUCUCAAUUUUUUAUAUCGUCUUUGACUGCAGAGUUCAUGAUUAAGAACUUCAUGUCUUCAAUCCUCUUAGCCGAGUUAACUCUAGAUUUAUAGAAAUGUCUGUGAACAACAGUUCAUAAAGAUAAUUUUUUCUAUUUAAUAUAGCACGUAAUACAUUACGAUGGCAGCUCCGAGUGCUUUUAUUACCCCAAUCAUGGAAUCCUAGGUAGCCUGCUUACAAUGUACUUAUAUGCACUUCUGCAUUCCCUUGGGAGCAUUUCCACAAGAGUUUCCAAACUAAAUUGCCAUACUAAAAUAUUCUUUUGCAUCCUAUUGGAUAACCAUUUCACAACCGCAUGGAGAGUGGCAAAGUGUGCCUUGCCAAGGAUGCUAGGCUGCAGGGGAAUUUGAACACGCGACCUUGCGAUUAUAAGGCAUGAGUCAGAACCGCUAUGCUGCGACGCACCCAACUAGUCUACUUGCCCAAGACAUUUAGCAAACACACAUUUACAUUGGAUUGCCAGGUAUACAUAUAUCUCGUGCUGAUGUAAUGGAGCAAAGUCAUAAUGUCCUCUACCACUGGUAAAAGAAACUAGUAUUCUAUUUCAUGUUGAGAUUUGAGUUUGAGAGAUAAUUACAAGGAUACCAUCAAGUAUGCGUUGCUACAUUUUUUCUAGAAGGGGUGGGGGAGAACAUUAGAUAUUUUGUAUGUUUUGCUGUGCUUAUAUCUGUUUUUAAAUUCAUAUCAUAGUUCAUGCUAAUUGUGAGAAAAAGCUCAUGCGUAGUUGUGAAAGCAAGUCUAAUAUGUAGCUCCAAUGCCUCAAUUGUGUUUCUCAUUUUGUUUUACUUGAGAUUUCAAACUGUGGCUGUAUAACACAGAUCGAUAAAGACACAGAGGAAGUUGCCUUUACCAGUAAUGGCUUCCAAACCUUUGUUUUCACAUUCAUUUGACCAACUCGAUUUCAGCAGGGGGAGGGGAGCAUAUUGUAUAAUGCUUUGAGUUUAAUUGAUUUUUUGUCCGUCUUCUGUCUUAUCGAUUGUUUGAUCAUACAGGCGCAAAUGAUUGGCAAAGAUGCUGCUCAACUUCAUUACUUGUAUU